Molecule: messenger RNA, 5136 nt
Organism: Balearica regulorum gibbericeps (East African grey crowned-crane)
Lineage: Eukaryota; Metazoa; Chordata; Aves; Gruiformes; Gruidae
Source: RefSeq, a predicted model, not a curated record
AUCUACAUUGAGUUGGAUUUGCGCUACCAGCCUCCAGAUGGCUCAGCUGGGACCUGGGUUGAAGAGGACUUUGUCUGUCAGAUGAAAGACAGUUCGGAGUUAAUAAUCUGCAAUCCUGGAUUUGAGGAGCUGGAGGCAGCCGAGGUGCUGAGAGCAAGUGAACUGGACAGGAGAGCUGCUGCACUGGGCAGGAAGCUGGUGAAAGGCCUGGAGACUGAUGAGGAAGAGGAGGAAGAAGAUUUCUAUGAUGUGUCUGAGGUGGAGGUCUCGGGCAUUGUCUUCAGCCCUGUGAAGAGCCGCUCCAGACUUUGCUCCGCACGGGACCUCUUUGCCACCCCAACCCCGCAGAGCUUCCAGGUUGGGAUUAAUAUCAUUGAAGCACAGAAGCUGGUGGGGGUGAACAUUAACCCCUUUGUGGUAGUCAAGGUUGGAGAGGAGAAGAGGCACACAGCAACGCAGAAGUCAACAAACUGCCCCUUCUACAAUGAAUAUUUUUUAUUCGAAUUCCAUGAGCCAAGGGACGUUUUAUUGCACAGACUCAUAGAGAUCUCAGUUUUUCACUCAAAGAAGAUCCCAUUCCUGGGAACGUGCAUAGGAACAUUCAAGAUGGACGUAGUGACGGUGUACAGCCAGCCAGAUCACAGGUUUUUCCAGAAGUGGGCUGUUAUCAGUGACCCCACGGACACCCAGGCAGGCGUGAAAGGCUUUGUGAAGUGCAACAUCUCCGUCACCGCACGCGGGGAUGUUGUGGCGUCCCUUCCCGCCUCCUCCAGCAGCCAGGAUGAGGACAUUGAAAGGAACCUGCUGCUGCCUAAGAGAGUCCCCGCAGAGAGACCCUGGGCCAGGGUCUGCAUCAAGCUGUAUCGUGCCGAGGGCCUGCCCAGCAUGAGUGCAGGCAUCAUGGGUGGCUUCUCCAAGAUCAUAGGGGAGAAAAAAGUCUUUAUUGACCCAUAUGUACAGGUUUCGUUCUGUGGGCAGCAGGGGGAAACAUCGGUGGAGACCAACACCACUGAGCCUGAGUGGAAUGAGCAGAUCAGCUUCAUUGAGAUGUUCCCACCUCUGGCCAGGAAGAUAAAAGUCCAGGUGCUGGAUGAUGCCAAUGUUGGUGACGUGGCCAUUGCUACACACUACAUUGACCUGCAGCAGAUCUCGGAUCCUGGCAGGAAUGGCUUUAAUCCCACGUUUGGCCCAGCCUGGGUGAACCUGUACGGUUCCCCCCAGAACUCGACUCUGCGGGACAUCCACAAGGACCUCAAUGAGGGCAUGGGUGAGGGGAUCUUCUACCGUGGACGCAUCCUCAUGGCCAUCAUGGUGGAGAUCUUCAGCAGCCUCAGUGUGGCAGAGAGGAAGCUUGGGGACAAGACGAAAGGUGCCCUAAGCAAACUGAAGCUGAAGAAGAAAAGUAAGAAAUCCAAGGAGAAAGCCAAAGAACUGAGCCAGCUGCAGGGAGAGGAGGAGGUUGGGGGCUCUCAGGAGGCCGAGCAGCCCAGGGAGGUCACUGUGGAGGUGGAAGAGCUUCAUCCACUCCCCAAGAACGCGUUGGGGAGGAAGGAGGAAUUCCUCCUCUUCGCUGCCUUCUUUGAGGCCACCAUGAUGGACUCCUCUCUCAGCUCCAAGCCUGUCAGCUUUGAAGUCUCUAUAGGACACUAUGGCAAAGCUGAAGAGAUUGCAACCAAAGUAUGGAGAAAAGUGGAAAAGGGAGAAGUGAAAGAAGAAAAACAGCCUUUGCUGGACCCUGGUUCAGAUGGUGAGCUGGAUGUUGAAGUCCUGGCCCCAGGUUCAGCCGCACUGAACAAGUCGGUGACAAAGAGCCAGAGACCAGAGCCCAUGGAGUGUGACAGGUCAUACAGCUGCCUGCCCAUGAUGCAUGAGAAGCCCUGCGUGUACGUGUGGAGCUACUGGGAGGAUCACACCUGGAGACUCUGCAUUUCCAACUGGAUUGUCAAGCUGGCAGAGCGCCUGGAGCAGGGGCUGGACGAUGUGGAGAAGCUCAUGAGAAGGCCAAAGGCUAAAGCUGAAGAGCGACUCAGAGAGGUGCUGGAGGAAUUUGUAGCUGGAUGCAGGCAAUAUUUACUCAGCGCGGAGAGAAAAACAAUGGCACAUCCAAACAACCUUGACAGAUGUCGGACAAAAUACCUGAUGCGCAACAUCGUCCUGUAUGCAAAGCAGGGGCUCCGUGUGAAGCGGCAGCUGACUCGAGCCAACGUCAAGGAGAAGGUUAAGGAGACGAGGAGGGUCCUGACAAAGCUACGCUUCGUGGCUAAAGAGGGCUCCCCCGAGUUCCUUGGCCAGGCCUUUGCUGUCCCACAGGUGAAGCUGGUCGAUGAGCAGUACACCAAACCUGCCCUGCAGUUCUUUGAUUUCUACAAAGGCACCAAAGCAGCGGGAGAGCUGAUUGCCACUUUUGAGCUGAUUGAGCUGGAUUACAGUGGCUAUUUGGAGCCGUCAGUGCCCGAGGAUGUGGAGCCCAAGGAGCCUGACUACCUGGGAGACCCCCAUGCUGGACGGUUCAUCAUCCCUGAGGGCAUCCGCCCAGUGCUGAAGGAAUUUCGCAUAGAGAUCCUGUUCUGGGGCCUGCGGGACCUGAAGCGGGUGAACUUGUUUGAGGUGGAUCAGCCUCAGGUGAUCAUUGAAUGUGCUGGCAAGAAGGUGGAGUCGGAAGUGGUUGUGGCAUACAAAGAGAACCCCAACUUCACCGAGCUGGUCAGAUACAUGGAUGUGGAGCUUCCGGAGCAGGUCUACCUGCACCCUCCCCUCAGCAUCUUUGUGGUGGAAAAGCGGGCGUUUGGGCGCACUGUGGUGGUGGGUACCCAUGUUGUGUCUGAUGUGAUGAAAUUCUCUCCCAGUGAGCUGGAGGAGGAACCAGAAGACGUGCCCAAAGCUCGGAAAGUCUCAUCCCAGCAUCUUCCCUCUCAGACUGUGGUUAACAUUGGCCCAGCAGCUGGUGACCCAGGUCCCAGCACUCACCCCCUGAGUCUUGUGAAGGCUCCUUUGAAGAAAAUUCCUAUCAAUAAGCUUGUAAAGAAGGAGGAUGAAUAUGAAGAGGAAAAACCAGAGCUGGAAGAACUGGAUUGGUGGUCCAAGUACUACGAAUCCCUGAAGGACCUGUAUAACCAGACACACAGUGGUGAGGAAGAUGCUGAGAAUGAUGACCUGAAUGAUGCAGAUGGAGGGAAUUUAAAUGCAUCCUCCAUUGACAUGGAAGCUGAAGAUGAGGCAGUAACUGAAGCUGAACCUGCUCGACCCAAGAGGAAGCUCAUCGCCACCCUUCAGAUCUACAACUCUGAGCUGGAAAAUGAGUUUGAUAAUUUUGAAGACUGGCUGUGUAUUUUUCCCCUUCAUCGUGGCAAAGCAAAUGAGGAUGAAGAUGGAAAUGAGGAUGAACAUUUUGUGGGGAAGUACAAGGGCUCCUUCUACGUCUACCCCACUGAGGAAGCCAGCACAGAGCCCAGGGUCUCCCAGGGCAUUCCAAGGAACAGACCCAUCAAAGUUCUUGUAAGAGUUUACAUCGUUAAGGCUACGAACCUGUCUCCAGCAGACCCCAAUGGCAAGGCAGACCCCUAUGUGGUGGUGACUGUGGGGCAGGAGCAGAAGGACACAAAGGAGCGAUACAUCCCAAAGCAGCUCAAUCCUGUGUUUGGAGAAGUUGUGGAGCUGACAGUCUCCUUUCCCAUGGAAUCGGAACUCACUGUGGCAAUAUUCGAUCAUGAUUUGGUUGGAUCUGAUGAUCUGAUUGGGGAGACCAAGAUUGACUUGGAGAAUCGAUUCUACAGCAAGCAUAGGGCCAACUGUGGAGUGGCUUCUCAGUACGACAUAAACGGCUACAACAUGUGGCGAGAUGCUUUCAAGCCCACACGUAUCUUGGAUAGUUUAUGCAAGAAAAACUCGCUCCCUGCAGCAGAGUACAGACAGGAGGACGUCAAAGUGGACAAUAAAAUAUUCAAGGUCCCUCCAGAGGCUUUUCCUGAAGAGACCUCUGUGAGAAACAAGAGAGGAGUGGCAGAUGAGAACUGGUCAGCAGAUGAUGAACAUAAGGCUUUGUACGUCCUGCAGCACUGGGAAGAGAUGCCAAGAUACGGGUACAAGCUGGUACCAGAGCACGUGGAGAUCCGGUCCCUGUACAAACCAGAGAACCCUGGGCUCGUGCAGGGCUCCUUGCACAUGUGGAUUGACAUGUUCCCAAACGAUGUCCCCGCACCACCACCUGUCAACAUCAAGCCACGACUGCCUGUCAGCUACGAGCUGCGUGUGACUAUCUGGAACACGGACAGUGUGAUCCUUGAUGAUGUCAACCCAGUAACGGGAGAGCCUUCCAGUGACAUCUACGUGAAAAGCUGGAUAAAGGGUCUUGAGCACGACAAGCAGGAGACAGAUGUUCACUUUAACUCCUUGACUGGGGAGGGCAAUUUCAACUGGAGGUUCAUCUUCCGCUUCAACUAUCUCCCAACCGAGAAGGAGAUUACCUACAAGAAGAAGGACUCUGUCUUCUCUGUGGAGGAAUCAGAAUUUCGGGAACCGGCUGUUCUGGUCCUCCAGGUUUGGGAUUAUGACAGGAUUUCAGCUAAUGACUUUCUAGGCUCCAUCGAGCUGAAGCUACAUGACAUGGUACGGGCAGCCAAGAGCUCAGAGCAUUGCACCAUCAAGAUGGCCAAGGAGAAUGCAACACCUCGCUUCUCUAUCUUCCGAAACAAGCGCAUGAGGGGCUGGUGGCCCUUCAUCAAACUCAAAGAUCAAGAAGACAAGGAGAGAGAGGAGAGGGAGGACAAGCAGAAGAAGAAGAAGAAGUGGAGCAGCUCAGUCAGACCAGAGGAUGUGGAGUUCACAGACCCCAGUGGGAACAAGUACCUCCUGACGGGUAAGGUGGAAGCAGAGUUCCAGCUGCUGACUGUGGAGGAGGCUGAGAAAAGUCCUGUUGGUUUGGGCCGAAAAGAGCCUGAACCCCUGGAAAAGCCCAGCCGGCCAAAAACUUCUUUCAACUGGUUUGUGAAUCCCAUGAAGACCUUUGUGUUCUUUAUCUGGAAGCGGUAUAAGAAAUACAUAAUUUUGCUGUUCAUUGUUGCUGUUCUGACCAUCUUCCUGGUUCUUUUGAUCUACACCAUGCCUGGAUACAUCAGCGAGAAGAUCAUCAAUGGAUAA